CAUUCUUGUCAAAUUCAUUUGCGUUUUGAUUAGUGAACCGUCUUUAUUAGUUUGUAAUUGUUUGUCCAAAAAGCGUUAUGAUGGCUGAAGAUACGACAGCCGACGCAACCAGGCGGUUAAACGUUAAAAAACAAACUUUGGACGAUGCUUACGCUGCCCCCGCGAACUUCUUAGAAAUCGACGUGGUGAAUCCAGUUACGAUGGGAGUUGGAAAAAAACGCUUUACGGAUUAUGAAGUUCGCAUGAGGACCAAUCUCCCGGUGUUUAAAGUGAAAGAGUCUAGCGUCCGACGACGGUACAGCGACUUCGAAUGGUUAAGAAAUGAACUCGAAAGAGACAGUAAGAUUGUAGUUCCGUCCUUGCCCGGCAAAGCAUUAAAAAGACAACUCCCAUUCAGAGGUGACGAUGGCAUAUUUGAAGAGGAAUUCAUUGAAGAUCGUAGAAAGGGUCUUGAGGUGUUUAUAAACAAAAUAGCUGGCCACCCGCUGGCCCAGAAUGAGAGAUGCCUGCAUAUGUUCCUACAGGAACCAUCCAUUGAUAAGAAUUAUGUCCCCGGCAAGAUUCGGAACCCAUAACCGGGAUACUGAGAACUCUAAUAUGACUCACACUCACCUAUUGGCUGGUCCAAGACAAAUAUACUGUUGACGUUUGUGUUAUAUAAAUGUUUAAAUUAAUUAAAUCCAAUGAAAUUGCUCGAGUACUUUUGUAAACUGUAUCAUCUCCGAGGCCGUUCCUCAUUAUGAUUUGUUCGGGUGAGUUUGUAAGUCGUUUUAAAGUUCAAUGAAUUGAAUGUUUUCAAAUUAACAUUUAAGUGUUAGGAGAAAAAAAAAAUAAACAUAUUUUUGAAUAAAAUCACAAUCCGCAAUAAAUUCACGCACUCAUUCCGCUGAAGACGAAAAAUAUAAAACGGUUCACAUUAUGUAUUGUUGGUGGCUUUUUGAGUAAAUUUAGAACAAAUUAUUGAGUAUUGAGUAAUAGUUUAACGUUUAGGCAUUAUGACUGUUAUUGUUUACUCGUGUUCGUUGCUGGAAUAUAUUUAUAAUAAUCUCGUAACUUUGUAUUUAUGCUUAAACUCCCAUUGUUUUAAUCAUUGUAAGUUGAAAAAUUACAUGUGUAUUUAUUGUGUAUUAGGAACUCGAUCGAUAGUUUAAGGUGCUUCACUUUGGUGUAGUGGUAUGGUGACAUUAUUUCAAAAUGAUUUUUUUUAACACCAUUUUAUUUUUCGUAUUUUUUUUUUAUGUAUCUCAUAAUAAUGUUGCCAUUAUAAGACUAAAAAUGUGUUGCGAUGCAGACGUUUGAGAAAUCUAUAAUAAAUAUAUAGAUGUAAAUUAGCUAUAGUUUUAUUUUAUACGAAUCGGGAGGACAACGUUAGCAAUAGAGGUCAUAUCACAGUACACCGGUGUUAUCAUUAUUCAAGUUAAAAAUAUUCAUAAAUAAAAAAUACAAAAUGA
Messenger RNA from Danaus plexippus (monarch butterfly), 1451 nucleotides. It is a transcript of the gene Snx3, whose product is annotated as sorting nexin-12. Bases 78 to 575 code for a protein of 165 amino acids. Gene Ontology annotation, molecular function: phosphatidylinositol-3-phosphate binding. The record is from RefSeq and is a predicted model, not a curated record. Lineage: Eukaryota; Metazoa; Arthropoda; Insecta; Lepidoptera; Nymphalidae. Gene Ontology annotation, cellular component: retromer complex; early endosome membrane. The transcript has 4 exons. Gene Ontology annotation, biological process: late endosome to Golgi transport; endocytic recycling.